Molecule: messenger RNA, 1661 nt
Organism: Alosa sapidissima (American shad)
Lineage: Eukaryota; Metazoa; Chordata; Actinopteri; Clupeiformes; Clupeidae
Gene: mbd2
Product: methyl-CpG binding domain protein 2
Exons: 7
Coding region: 300-1094 (264 amino acids)
Molecular function (GO): DNA binding
Source: RefSeq, a predicted model, not a curated record
CUACUUUGCCACCACCGUUGACUGACGGACUUGCUACCGCCACUGUCAGCUAGUCUAGUUGUCGGCCGAUGUGUUUUUAGUCCCACCGUCCACUGUUACAAAAGGCAUCGUUGAACUCACGCGGAGCGUUAAUGCAGAAGUUUAACUGCUAAAUGAUCUGCUUCGAACCACUUACUUCAGUCUAAUCUCUCCUCAAGUUCAGGUUAGCCAGCUAGCUCGCUCGCUAGCAACUUCUGACUUGGACCCCUUGUAAUUCUCACUGGCUGGGGUAUUCCCUCGUAGUCAUAAUAGCCAUCUAAAUGAUCAUGGAGAGGAAGAGGAUAGAUUGCCCGGCUUUGCCCCCGGGUUGGAAGAAAGAAGAAGUGAUCCGGAAGUCGGGACUUAGUGCUGGGAAGAGCGAUGUGUACUAUUACAGCCCAACAGGGAAGAAGUUCCGGAGCAAGCCGCAGCUGUCGCGUUACCUGGGCAACUCGGUGGACCUGGGCUGCUUCGACUUCCGCACGGGCAAGAUGAUGCCCAGCAAGCUGCAGAAGACCAAGCAGCGGCUCCGCAAUGAGCACCUCAGCCUGUCAAAGGGCAAGCCUGACUUGAACACAGCUCUCCCCAUCAGGCAGACCGCGUCCAUCUUCAAGCAACCCGUCACCAAAGUGGUCAACCACCCCAAUAAUAAAGUAAAGACAGAUCUGCAGCGUGCCACAGAACAACCUAGACAGCUCUUCUGGGAAAAGCGGUUGAAAGGCCUCCGGUCGUUAGAUGUCACAGAAGAAGUACUACGGACCAUGGAACUUCCCAAAGGUUUACAAAGCGUGGGUCCAGACGCGUCGGACGAUACGCUGCUCACGGCCAUCGCCAGCGCACUGCACACCAGCUCGGCGCCCAUCACAGGCCAGACGUCCACGGCGGCAGAGAAGAAUCCCGCCAUCUGGCUCAACACCACACAACCCCUCUGCAAGGCCUUCAUCGUCACCGACGAGGACAUCCGGGAGCAGGAGCUGAAGGUGUAUCAGGCCCGCAGGAGUCUGGAGGAGGCACUGCUGGCUGACGGGUUGGCGCGGGCCGCCGAAUCCACCAGGGACAUCAAGAGCAAGGCAUGAGAAGAGUCCAUCAGGGAGUGGAUGUCUUCCGUGUCCUUUGGACGCCUGACGCCAUGUCACUGGUUCCUGCCUCCAGACUCCUUCCCAGCACAGUGUCACAUCCUCUAACCAACAGCUUUAGCCAAGGCCUUCUGGAAUCUUUUAUGUCGUUGUCUAUUGUUUUUUGUUUUGUUUUUUGAUGUACAUAUCUAUAUAUAAUUUCAGAACAAUGCUUAUUUUGUGUCAUAUAUUUUUUGGAAUUUAAAUAUUCUUUUAUAUAUAUAUAUAAAUAAAUAAUUAUAUAAAGAGAGGCAAAUAUUUGAGCAAUAUUCUUUGAACUUCUGGGAACUUUUGCGAGUCAGGUUGCAAUCUGCUGGAUUGGUAUUGCUAACUGUUUUUACUUCCACAUGUUCUGUCUGGUGCGGUUGGUUGUAAGGGAUUUUGUUCUUUUCAGGGUUUGUAAUAGAUAAUUAAUGCAUUUACAUGAAUAUAAAUGGAAAACUGCUUAUUUAAGAAAAUUUUAUACCUUGAGAGAAAAUACUUGUACAUUUCUUGCAUCACUUUAGAGUAAAUAAAUGAUUAUAUUCA